CCCCCCCGGUUCCGCCCCCCUCAGGGCACUCGUUUGUGUGUUCCUGGUUCGCGCCACCGCCCCGGGCAGCCGGGUUGCGAAAGCGAUAACGUAAACGCCCCUUUCCUGCCUCAGGAGAGGUUUCGGCCGCCGGCGGCUGGGAACGCCGACCGGUUCCCCGACCGGCAGAGCCAUCCCGGCCGUUGCCGCUGUGCUGCCCCGCCUCAGCCGGCCGCGCUGUGCAACCGGAAGGGGCGGUGCGGCGACGGCGGCGGUACCGGGUUCGGCGGCAGCUUGCCGUUGCGGCGGCGCCGGGCAGGGGGCCCCGCUGCGGAGCGGAGAUGGCGGACGAGGCGCUCUUCCUGCUGCUGCACAACGAGAUGGUGGCGGGGCUGUACCGCGCCGCCGAGCAGAGUGAAGGGGAGAACGGCCGCUGCACCACCAAGCUGGAGAGCAUGGGCUUCCGUGUCGGGCAGGGGCUGAUCGAGAGGUUUACAAAAGACACUGCCAGGUUCAAGGAUGAAUUAGAUAUUAUGAAGUUCAUUUGCAAAGAUUUUUGGACAACUGUAUUCAGAAAACAAAUAGAUAACCUAAGGACUAAUCAUCAGGGUAUUUAUGUCCUUCAGGACAAUAAAUUUCGUCUCUUGACACAAAUGUCUGCAGGAAAGCAGUAUUUAGAAUAUGCGCCAAAGUAUUUAGCAUUUACCUGUGGACUAAUCAGAGGAGGCCUAUCGAAUUUGGGAAUAAAGAGUAUUGUAACAGCUGAAGUUUCAUCAAUGCCUGCAUGUAAAUUUCAGGUGAUGAUACAGAAGAUGUAGAGCACGUUCACAUCUGGGUCUCUACCUUAAAAAUCCUUUGUGGGUGGAUUCGGUAUCUUGGUUCAGCACAUUGUAUGUAGCUUGUAAAUUAUAGCAGUGUGCAGCACAAUUCCAAAAUAUGUAAUAAACGCUCAACAAAUUAACUUAACACUA
Molecule: messenger RNA, 950 nt
Organism: Strigops habroptila (Kakapo)
Lineage: Eukaryota; Metazoa; Chordata; Aves; Psittaciformes; Psittacidae
Gene: TRAPPC6B
Product: trafficking protein particle complex 6B
Exons: 6
Coding region: 321-797 (158 amino acids)
Biological process (GO): regulation of GTPase activity; endoplasmic reticulum to Golgi vesicle-mediated transport
Cellular component (GO): trans-Golgi network; TRAPP complex; cis-Golgi network
Source: RefSeq, a predicted model, not a curated record